CUUAUCACGCAAAAGUCUGGUCUGAGUGCCACAUGAUUGUUUUUACUAUGAUAUUCUGUAACCACACACGGAAGCUCUGUCUUAUACAUCAUAUAGAUUUGAGAUCUAAUGGGGAAAUUUAAUCUGUACUUGGACGUUUGCAGAUGUAAUUAAAUCUAAUAACCGCAAUAUAUCACAACCGGUCAAUUUCCUUUUCUUGCAAACAGCCUGGCUCUAAAAAUAUGAAAUUAUGAAUUUUUCCAGCCCUCGUCCAGUAGGAGGUGACAAAGUACGAGUAGUAUUUCACCGUAUUCAAUUGGGCCAGUGUCAUGGUUAAAAUAAUUUAGACACAUUAUAUCGGUAGGCUAUACUAAACUUACUGUCAUAACCAUAUUUGAUUUUUAAGGCCUAAUCGAAAGAAAAUUUGCAAGCAAAGUUAUUUUCGAUGCCGCGUUUUAUACUGUUCCAUUCUACUCCUUGAUCAGGUUCUGAUUAUGAACGCCCAACAGAACCGUACGUCACGAAAUCAAGGGCCUACAUUCUAAAAUCGCUUGUUGAUUCUGUGGAGACCAGCUUUAACAUUACAUCGUUUAAAACAUUUGAUCAAUGAUUUAGGCUACAUUAGAUGUAAAGGAAAAGGACAUUGACCUUUGGCCUGAGGCCUGCUAUGCGUAAAUAUUAAGCAGUGAUGUGCGGAAUAAUUUAAAUAUGCGGAGUUCAAAGGUGAGGGAAACAAAACCGUCCUUGCUGGAGAAAGCCUACGAGUGCAGAAAGAAUGGUUAUCUUCUUUCCUCAAAGAGAAUCGGGACGGGUGCCUUCUCCAAAGUUUACUUGGGAUAUGCAACUCCAAGCAAGAUUUGUCAAAACUAUAAGCUUUCCAAUGACCUCAGAAGCAAAAAACACAACAUGGUGGCUAUCAAGAUAAUCUCCAUAAACCAGUCACUGCCUGAGUACUCCAAAAAGUUUCUUCACAGAGAAAUCCAUGCAUUGAAUGCUACAUACCAACAUCCCAGUGUGAUCCAGCUGUAUGACAUGUUCCACACACUGACGCGAGUGUAUCUGGUGCUGGAGCUGGCCCUGCGCGGAGACCUUCUGGAGCACAUCAACGCCGUGUCCCAGAGCAAGGGCACCCCCGGCCUGUCGGAGGAGGAGGCAUGCGGCAUCUUCCAGCAGAUUGUCAGCGCUGUCAAGCACUGCCACAGUAACCACAUUGUGCACAGAGACCUGAAAUGUGAAAAUAUACUUCUGGAUGAGGGAGGCUUUGUCAAACUGACAGAUUUUGGCUUUGCAAACAGCUACAUAGACAAGAAGGCGUUGAUGAGCACAUUCUGUGGCUCUGUGGCCUACACGGCUCCAGAGAUUCUAAUGUCCCAAAAGUACAAUGGAGAGAUGGCUGACCUGUGGAGCUUAGGGGUGAUUCUGUAUGCAAUGGUAACCGGGAAGCUACCGUACCAAGAGAAGAACCCCAGGAAACUGGUUCAGCUGUUCAGGAAGGAGUUGCCUUUCCACACACCUGUCUCCUCAGCCUGUCAGGAUCUGAUCGUGAGACUGCUGCAGUGGCACCCCUCAACCCGGCUGCCUCUUGACCAGAUCAGCCGGCACCCGUGGAUGUCUCCCCCUUCCACAACUGACCUUCCGUGGAAGCUGCGUGUAACAAAGAGCGACAUCACAGACAGGAGCAAGACUCCAGAGAACAAGUUCCGGAAUGCGUCUCCCACGGCCAAGACAGGCCGCACUAGUCAGUCGGGACCUGGCACACCGAUCCCCGGGACCACGCCUUUCACGCGGAGCAACACCACCCUUGCCGAGGGGCCCCCGAGGGUCCCGGGCGGCCGCAGUCUGGGGGCCAGCAGCGCAGACAGCCGUCGGACCCUGCCGAAGAGAGAGGACCGGAAAGAGGAGCCGGCGGCCAGCAUGGAAAGCCCCUACCGUCUCCUAAAGAGGCCCACAGUGGACCAGGUCAGCAACCCCAACCAGCUCUUCUUCGCCCGGCCUCGGCCGCCCAUGAUGCCCAAGCCCUUCCACAACCUGCCCAACUUCCGCAAGCCCGGCCACAUGCCUCCCCACGAGCUUGGCAAUCACAAGCAGCUGUACAAGCCAUCAGAGAGGCUGCCCCAGAGCACAAGGCCGCCCCGAACUCCCAUGAAAAUCCCCACUACGGGAUUCUAGGGCCUGCCCUCGAAACAGACAUGCCUUUGUGACUGUAGAGUGAGCAGAGACAUUGAGAGGACUCCAGAUACAAGAGGACAGUUUGUAUUUAGAAAAUACAUUAUUUUACUUAA
Alosa sapidissima (American shad) is the source of this 2261-nucleotide messenger RNA. RefSeq names its product testis-specific serine/threonine-protein kinase 5-like. Gene Ontology annotation, molecular function: ATP binding; protein serine/threonine kinase activity; tau-protein kinase activity. The transcript is spliced from 8 exons. The record is from RefSeq and is a predicted model, not a curated record. Gene Ontology annotation, cellular component: cytoplasm. The coding region runs from base 688 to 2148 and encodes 486 amino acids. Lineage: Eukaryota; Metazoa; Chordata; Actinopteri; Clupeiformes; Clupeidae. Gene Ontology annotation, biological process: microtubule cytoskeleton organization; intracellular signal transduction; protein phosphorylation.